UUUUUUUUUUUUUUGUUCAAGGAUUCACCUCCUCUUUCACGUUUUCCUUUUUUUUUUUUUUCUUCUUCUCUCUUUUAGACAUAUACUUCUGUAAAACCUCACUCUCUUUACACAUAUAUAUAUAUAUAUACAUAUAUACCAAUCCUUCUUUUCUAUUCAUUCCUUUAUAUAGUCUUAUUUUGUCUGUGAUGGCCACUCCACAACUAAAGUCACCUAUUGUCUAUACUAUCUCGAUCGUCUCUUUAUUGAUGCUAUUUGUGCUAUAUUGGGCUUGGCGAGAUGAUAUAUUACUAUUACCAGAACCACACUAUGCCAUACCUGAUCCUAUAUCAUCCUUGGACUUUGUUACUCGUAUACCAAGCCAUUCUCUUCAAUGCACCACCGAUACUUUUAACACUGGCACAUGGGUUCAUCGUCCUUUACAACUCAAGGAGAAUACCAUUCAAGGCAUGGAACAAGCUGUCAAUUAUCAUUGUCGUGGCAACUUCCCUCAUAAAUGUUAUCGACGAUUACAUGACAAUCCAAGUGAAUUCAAUCGAAGUGUUAAAAUUAUGGAUUAUAGUUGGGAACCUGAUACCUGUGCAUUAAUUCAAGUAGAUCCACGAAAUUUGACAGCACAUUUAGCACAUCAUCCACUUUUAAUGGUAGGCGAUUCUAUCACACAACUUCAAUUUGAAAGUUUGAACUGUCUCCUUGGGCAAGAUUUGGUGAAUGUGAAACUUGAUGCAAAUAUGACAGGUGGCGAUCCUAAAUUAUGGGCUGGACAGUUGGUGCAUCCUAGUCGAGUACAAGAACAAGGUGCAGUGACAUUAGCUUAUCUACGAAGUGACUAUCUGGUACGACUAGAUGAUUUCAAAUUGAUGGAACCUUUCGAUGAAGAAGGUUAUCUGAUUGGCAAAGGUAGUAAUUUCCCUUGGAUUCAUGCAUUAGACAAAUUUAGCUACAUCGUCAUCAACACUGGUCCACAUUGGCAUGCGGAUUUGAAAUGGGGUCCUCAUCAAUCCGAUAAGGAACUUAUACAAGCUUUCACCAAAGCAAUGGAUGUCGUUUUCAAGUAUCUAAAACAACAUAUCAAGCCUCAUCAACGUGUUUGGGUUAGAAGUACUCCUUAUGGUCAUGCUAAAUGUUCUCAAUAUAAGAAACCUGAUACUGUACCUCAUGCACCUACUAAGAAAGAAGGUGAAUAUCAAUGGGAUCUUUUGGAAUCAUUCGAUAUGGUCUGGAAGAACUGGAUUGAAACAGAAAAGGAUGAUCGAUUCCGAUUUUUGAAUGUAUCUUUAUCUAAUUUGAGAGGUGAUGCCCAUUCUAGUCCUGAUUCAGAUUGUCUUCAUACUUGUUUACCAGGUCCUGUAGAUGAUUGGAAUCAACUUUUUUUCCACGAAAUAGCUCAAGCUGCUGGAUCGUUAGUAUCUUCGUAGAUAGUUAGAUGUAUUUAAAUGUUUAAUAUUUAAUAAAAAAAAGAAAUAUUUCAAAAUG
Messenger RNA from Halteromyces radiatus, 1476 nucleotides. RefSeq names its product GDSL/SGNH-like acyl-esterase family found in Pmr5 and Cas1p-domain-containing protein. NCBI's taxonomy places the organism in Eukaryota, Fungi, Mucoromycota, Mucoromycetes, Mucorales, Cunninghamellaceae. The transcript has 4 exons. Gene Ontology annotation, molecular function: O-acetyltransferase activity. Gene Ontology annotation, cellular component: Golgi apparatus. The coding region runs from base 189 to 1418 and encodes 409 amino acids. The record is from RefSeq and is a predicted model, not a curated record.